Messenger RNA from Dentiscutata erythropus, 174 nucleotides. Lineage: Eukaryota; Fungi; Glomeromycota; Glomeromycetes; Diversisporales; Gigasporaceae. The record is from the annotation of a GenBank genome assembly.
AUGACACUAAAGUCCUUAUCAAUGCUUCAAACUAAAUAUUGUAGCACAUUAAUUGAUGUGCCAGAAAUCAUAAAGAGCCUUAAAGUAUCCACUCAAUUUAGUCCUUCUAUUUCGCAGCAGCUAGCAAGUUCAACUCUUGAACUCCCAUCCAAUAUUACUGAUUUAUUAAGUUAG